This is a messenger RNA of Durusdinium trenchii, 1698 nucleotides long. The record is from the annotation of a GenBank genome assembly. Lineage: Eukaryota; Dinophyceae; Suessiales; Symbiodiniaceae.
AUGCCGCCGGACGUGAAACAUGCCCCAGAAGGAACUUGGGAGAGUGAACGAGGUUUCGGCGAGGGCGAGGGUGCCUGCAUCGACCUCGACAUGGCCGUGAUGUUGCGGGAAGAGACACGAAAGGUGCAGCAGUUGAUGGAGGAGCUUUUUUCCAAACAGGCUAACAUCCUAGGAGAGCUUCACCGCCGUGUCUCCUCGAUCAAUCAUGAUACCUUGGCCUUGAGUCGGCCGCGGUCCGACUCGGACGGAGCGAAGGCGGGCUUCGAACAUUUGGGCAUGGCGUCCCAAGCCACACAGGACUUUGAGAAUGUGAAGAUCAAAGAGGAUCCAGGAUCGCCUUCAGCCUCCUACAUCUCACAACAUGUGGAACCGGAGCCUUUGCCUGAAGGAUGGCUUUGUGAAGCAGCCCAUCGAGUGGCAGCAUCGUCCAUUUUCUCCACGAGUAUUAUGCUAGUGAUUGCCUUCAACUUGGUCAUGAUGGGCGUGGAGGUGGAUUUAGCAACACACCUCCCUCCAGGUGAAGAACUUCCUCCUGGGUAUUUGUACGUCAAUAUCAUCAUCGUUUGCAUCUUCAUUUUUGAGCUGGCAAUCAAGCUCACAGCUUAUGGGCUUAGACUCUUCUUUUGUGGGUCCGAGUAUUUGUGGAAUUGGUUUGAUGUUGUGAUCGUGGUGACGUCUUUGGUUGAGACGAUCAUGGAUGUCGUCACCAAAGCAAAUGUUGGGAAUUCCUUGGAUUCCAGCCACCUACGCGUGAUGCGAGCCGUUCGCCUGGCGCGUGCCUUGCGAGGCGUUCGGGUUGUGAAACUGAUCCGAUCCAUUGGGGCGUUGCGUUCAAUCGUUUUGGCGAUUGUGAGCACCUUGUGGUCUUUGGUUUGGACCUUGGUCUUGCUGGUGAUUCUCUUCUACGUGAUAGGUGUAAUCCUUGCUCAGCUGGUGGCCGACGGCUGCACUGCUCUUCAGGCUUCAGAUCCCAGCCGCACUUGCGACAUCGUGGCAGGCGAGGACAUGCGCUAUUGGUUGGAUGUGCCAGAGACGAUGCUCACCUUGUUCCUCUCGAUUUCGGGUGGUCUCAGCUGGGUGGAAGCCUUGGACCCCCUUCGAAGGAUCUCGAGUUUGGCUUCAUUCCUCUUCAUCUCGUACGUGUUCUUGAGUAUCUUCGCAAUCUUGAAUGUUGUCACGGGCGUGUUUUGCCAUCGGGCGAUUGAAAGCGCCCAAGCCGACAAGGAGAUCGCCAUCAUGAAGCAAAUGGAAUGGAAAGAAGCUCAAUUGCGAGCCUUGAAAGGAGUCUUUGUGGAGAUCGACGCAGACAAAUCCAAUGUCAUCACCACUGAGGAACUGGAGGUGGCCAUGUCCAAAGACUCCUUGACCAAUUUCUUGGAAUCGAUGGACAUCUCGACCGGAGAUCUUCGAACCCUGUUCAGGAUCAUGGACCAGGAUGGUAGUGGCGAAAUCUCCUUUGAAGAGUUCAUCUCGGGUUGCAUGACGCUUCAGGGCCCCGCGCAGAGCAUUCAGGUGGAGGACCUGCGGCAUCAGACGAUGAUCCUGCGGAAGGAUAUUCAACGAAUUGGCCGCGAGUAUUGCAGUAGGGCGAGCGAUCGGGCACGGGUUAGGGCGGUUAGGGUUCGGAAAUGGGGAAGGCAAGAGGCUAUUCCGAGCGAUAGAAGGAUGGACUUGGAGUCAAGGAUACUCAAGGUGUGA